Messenger RNA from Trichoderma atroviride IMI 206040, 1718 nucleotides. RefSeq lists its product as uncharacterized. The record is from RefSeq and is a predicted model, not a curated record. NCBI's taxonomy places the organism in Eukaryota, Fungi, Ascomycota, Sordariomycetes, Hypocreales, Hypocreaceae. Gene Ontology annotation, molecular function: protein binding.
AUGGCUGGCUCCAACGAUGACAUUGUCUCGCCAUUUGGUCCGCUGCAGAAUGAACUGGCACGGAUGAGAGGCGCGAACCUCACGGCUGCUAUCCAAGACGUUGACAAGAUUAUCGAGCAUCUGGUAGCAGCUAGGGAGCGGAUUGCUGCGGCCGACGCCGACCAUCAUCGAAUCAGCAUGGAAAUGACGAGGCUUCAGAAUCCGGUCAAAGAACGACUUGAAGCUAUCAACAACGAUCUCAGAGAUGUGACCAAGGCGCAGCGUAGCUUUGGAAAAGCCCUUGACAAGGCCUUGCCGCAGAGGGAACUGCCGAUGGGAACAGAUGCCAUGGCGGAUCACCCAUCUCUCAUAAACCGCGCCAUAGCCAUGCAUCUCGUCCGAGAGGGCCAGUUUUCCGUUGCAUCGACCUUUGUCCGCGAGUCACGAGACCACCAGCCCCCCCUCUCCUUAGAGCCCUGGUCUCCCCGUACGGCUCGGACUGAUGAAGAUGGCGAUGAUGACAUGUUACAAGGAGAUGGAGAGGAGGAAGGGCUAACCGGACAUGGAGUCAGUAACUAUCCCGAGGACCUCCAGGGGCAGUUCGCAGAGAUGUACAGCCUACUGUCCGAGCUCAGAAACAGGAAUCUAGGACCAGCCAUCAAAUGGGCACGCCAAAAUAAUAGCAGGCUGGAGUCAGCAGGGAGCAAUCUGGAGUUUGAACUCUGCAAGCUGCAAUUCGUAUGGCUUUUCAAGGGCCCGGGGAUCAAUGGACUGCCUGACGAUGAGAGGAAUGGGGAAAGGGGCGCAUUAAGAUAUGCGCAGGAACACUUUGCUCGCUUUCAGAGUCGGCACCUCAAAGAGAUCCAGCGACUUUGCGGUGCAAUCGCCUUUGCACCAAACAUUGAGCAGUCUCCCUACCGGCACAUCUUUCAGAUCGAUUCGGCAUUCGAAGAUGUUGCUGCUUCAUUCACCCGCGAAUUCUGCUCUUUAUUAGGCUUAUCGGCUGAAUCACCGUUAUAUGUCGCCGUCACGGCCGGCUCCAUUGCUUUGCCCCGACUAAUCAAGUAUAAUAAAAACACAAAGGAAAAGAAAACAGAGUGGACGACGGAGAACGAGCUAGCGUUCGAAACGCCUCUCCCGCCAUCCAUGAUUUACCACUCCAUUUUCGUAUGCCCUGUCAGCAAGGAGCAGACGACGGAACAGAAUCCCGCCAUGAUGCUCCCUUGCGGGCAUGUGAUUUGCAGAGAAAGUCUGCACAACAUGGCGAAGGGCUCAAGAUACAAAUGUCCGUAUUGCCCGACAGAAGGCCAUUUGAGAGACGCCAUCAAAAUUACACUUUGAGACCAUUGUCUCUUUUCUUCUUUCUCUUUUCUUUCGUCCUCUUUGCGGUAAUGGAAAAGAAGGAUUUGGCUUGACAUCUAUUGAUAAACGAGGAGGGCUUUGGAUCUUCUUCAUUGGCGUUUUACGGUAUUUCAUGUUCAAUAAUGACCUCGUCUCCAUUCGCUCAUUCUUUUAUUUUUUAUUUUUUGUCUAUCAAAGCGAGGAUAGUAUCUUUUCCACAGCAUGAUUUUGGGACUUUCUUUUCUCCUCUUUUUUUGAUAAGCAACUGGGUAUCUAGCUAUUCAUUUCACUAUUCUUCCUCUAGGCGGCAAUAAAAUUCACCGUGUUGGAUCCGCUGUAAGAUGUAAAGCGCUCUUUUGUAGGAUCAGUGCUGUUUCAAAUCAGGAACAAAUCCCAAU